GGGCCGGCCGGGGGGAGGCGGAGGCCGAAGCCCCGGGAAGUUUUUUCCACGUUUGCAAAGUCUGCCUCCGGAGCCCGCGCCGGGACCAGGCCUGCCCCACUCCCGGACCCACUCCCCGCUCCUGGGCACCGUCGGGGGCUGCAUGGCGGCGCUGGCACGUGCGGCCCGGCCCGGGGACCCCCCGCGCUGGCGGCCCCGGACCCCCCCGGCCGCGCCGCCGCCCUCGCUGCUGCUGCCCCUGCUGCUGCUCGGCGUGGCGGGCCGGGCGGCGCCGGGCCUGGGGCCCGAGCUCCAGGUGGAGCGGCGCUCUGUGCCCGAGCAGUGCCCGCGGACCGUGCGCGCCGGAGACUUCGUGCGCUACCACUACGUGGGCACCUUCCCCGACGGCCGCAAGUUCGACUCCAGCUAUGAUCGCGGCUCCACGUUCAACGUGUUUGUGGGGAAAGGACAGCUGAUCGCAGGCAUGAACAAAGCCCUGGUCGGCAUGUGUGUGAAUGAGAGGAGAUUUGUGAAAAUCCCUCCCCAGCUCGCCUACGGGAGUGAAGGCGUCCCCGACGUCAUCCCGCCUAAUUCCGUGCUGCACUUUGAUGUACUCUUGAUGGACCUCUGGAACUCUGAAGACCAAGUUCAAGUCCAUACUUAUUUCAAGCCAGCUAACUGUUCUCGGACGAUCCAGGUGUCAGAUUUUGUAAGAUAUCAUUACAACGGCACUUUCUUGGAUGGGACUCUGUUCGACUCCAGCCACAAUCGGAUGAAAACUUAUGACACCUACGUGGGGAUUGGCUGGCUGAUCCCUGGGAUGGACAAAGGCCUCCUGGGGAUGUGUGUGGGGGAGAAGCGCACCAUCACCAUACCACCUUUCCUGGCCUAUGGCGAAGAUGGCGACGGUAAAGACAUUCCCGGGCAGGCUUCCCUGGUCUUCGACGUGGCCUUGCUGGAUCUGCACAACCCCAAAGACGGCAUUGCUGUCGAGAACACGUUUUUGCCAGAAGAGUGUGAGCGCAGGAGCCGCCCCGGGGACUUCCUCCGCUACCACUACAACGCCUCCCUCCUGGACGGCACCUUGUUUGAUUCCAGCUAUUCACGGAAUCGCACGUUUGACACCUACAUCGGGCAGGGCUACGUGAUUGCUGGAAUGGAUGAAGGCUUGCUGGGUGUUUGUAUUGGGGAGAGACGCCGAAUUGUCAUCCCACCUCACCUGGGGUACGGAGAAGAAGGGCGAGGGAACAUCCCCGGCUCUGCCGUCCUGGUCUUUGACAUCCAUGUCAUCGACUUCCACAACCCCGCGGACUCGGUCAGCAUCACCUCGUACUACAAGCCCGAAAACUGCUCGGUCCUGAGCAAGAAAGGGGAUUACCUCAAGUACCACUACAACGCCUCCCUCAUGGAUGGCACCAGGCUGGACUCCACACUUAAUUUGGGUAAAACCUACAAUAUCGUUCUGGGAUCUGGACAGGUGGUGCUGGGGAUGGACAUGGGUCUCCGAGACAUGUGUGUAGGAGAGAAACGAACAGUCAUCAUCCCUCCCCACCUGGGCUACGGGGAGGCUGGAGUGGCAGGGGAAGUGCCAGGAAGUGCCGUGUUGGUUUUUGACAUCGAACUCCUUGACCUGGUGUCCGGCCUGCCCGAAGGCUACAUGUUCAUCUGGAAUGAUGAGGUGUCCCCCAACCUCUUUGAAGAAAUCGAUAAGAAUGGGGAUGGAGAGGUUCUUCUGGAGGAGUUCUCAGAGUACAUCCACGCCCAGGUGGCGUCUGGGAAAGGCAAGCUUGCCCCUGGCUUUGACGCAGAAAUGAUCGUGAAGAACAUGUUCACCAACCAGGAUCGCAACGGGGAUGGCAAAGUCACAGCAGAAGAAUUCAAGCUGAAAGACCAGGAGACGAGACACGACGAGCUGUGAAGGAGCCAGGAGGGGCCGUGUGGUCCACCCUGGGCGUGAGCCUCUCCCCACACGGCCACGGCCCCGCUUGGCAGGGGGCUGCUGGGGAGCGGGACAGGGCCGCCUUGCUCCCCCCGUCAGGGGUGGGGUGGGGGCUCACAGGGUGGGCAUGGGCAUGGACGUGAGAGCGCAGGGAAGACGGGCACCAACCCCGAACCCUAAUGUGUAAAAAAUUGCUUUUGUUUUCUAACUUCCAGUUUCUAUUCGUCUAGAAGAGCUUCUCUAGCUGUAUAAAGUCAGCAGAAGCGAGCCCCCCAGCCCCACCCCCCAACAUCGGCCAGCCCCCUAAGGGAUCCUGGACGUUUCGCUGCCGUCCCCCUUAAGCAGACCCGCUGGUUCUUUGGGCCUCAGCUCCUGCGGGUCAGAAAGCACCCUGGGGCAGUCCUCUAAGGGUCAUACAGUGGUGGGGGGCUGGAAGGACCCUGGCUACACGGGGGAAUCCUGGGCCAGAGCAGAGUGACUCGUUUCUGGAGUGUUUUUAAUUGGUGCUCCAGCCCUGCUAAAGCAGGGGUGCCCCACUGGGUCUGCCCGGGCCCCUUGGGCAGGCAGCCCUGGGAAGCCCAUGGACGCCUCCUCCCAGUCCUGUCUUUAAAAUAUUCAAAAUAAAAUGCAAGCAUGACAGAGGAAGCCAGUUCUAGUGAGACACAGUGGUCAGGGUGCAGACUGUCCCACAAGACUUGGUACCUGCUUCAGAGUGCACCAAGACUUUGGGGACCCUCUGCCUAAGUUCAUAGAUCCCGGGGGGAGUCCUUGUGUUGCACAUCAGCCGUGUGCCCAGUGGGCACCCCCCCCAGCUGUCCCGUUAGCCUGAUUCCUUCCCUUUCUGCUGCCUCUCUUUGUCUCAUGGAGAGAGCCCUGACCACCCUUGGAGGCCUCAUCUGCCUGAGGAUGCCUGUGCUCCUGCUUGGCCAAGGGCCCGCCGCCGGCCUCCACGGUGCUGACUGUGACCGCUUUAUUUGACUGGAUGACAGUAUUUUGUCCCAGUGGAAGUGGAGAGCAGAUCACUAGAAUGUUGGGCAGGUACCGAUGCCCAGCAGGCCGAUAACAGAACUUUUGUUACAUAAAAUAGUGAACGAGGUU
Molecule: messenger RNA, 3016 nt
Organism: Dromiciops gliroides (monito del monte)
Lineage: Eukaryota; Metazoa; Chordata; Mammalia; Microbiotheria; Microbiotheriidae
Gene: FKBP9
Product: FKBP prolyl isomerase 9
Exons: 10
Coding region: 143-1897 (584 amino acids)
Molecular function (GO): peptidyl-prolyl cis-trans isomerase activity; calcium ion binding
Source: RefSeq, a predicted model, not a curated record